This is a messenger RNA of Camelina sativa (false flax), 1206 nucleotides long. RefSeq names its product putative aquaporin SIP1-2. Gene Ontology annotation, biological process: transmembrane transport. Lineage: Eukaryota; Viridiplantae; Streptophyta; Magnoliopsida; Brassicales; Brassicaceae. Gene Ontology annotation, molecular function: water channel activity. Gene Ontology annotation, cellular component: membrane. The record is from RefSeq and is a predicted model, not a curated record.
UAAGCAUAAUACUCUUUUUUCUCUACAAACUUUUUAUUUAUCUUUUUCAAACUUUUUAUUUGGGAUAAUCAGUAACCCGUUAUCUCGAAACACUAAUUUCCCCAAAAACUCUUAUCAGUUAGGUGAGUCACUCAUACAUAUCAUUUUCCUUCUGCAAUAUAAAGAAUACAAUUUUGAGUGGACUAAAAAAACAUCUGAUUUUCAAGAAGCAAAAAACCAAUAUAACAACGAUCUUCUUAAACCAAUACGAUCAAGAGAAGAAGAAGAAGAGGUACGUUACUAACGAUGAGUGCGGUCAAGUCGGCGUUAGGCGAUAUGGUGAUAACCUUUUUGUGGGUUAUUCUCUCGGCGACGUUUGGGAUACAGACGGCGGCGAUUGUUUCCGCAGCCGGGUUUCAUGGUAUCACUUGGGCACCUCUGGUGAUCUCAACGUUGGUUGUUUUCGUCUCCAUCUCGAUUUUUACUGUUAUCGGAGACGUUCUUGGUGGCGCUAGCUUCAAUCCUUGUGGAAACGCUGCGUUUUAUACCGCCGGCGUUUCUCGAGAUUCUCUCUUCUCCUUGGCCAUUAGAUCUCCUGCUCAGGCAGUUGGUGCGGCAGGAGGUGCGAUAACGAUCAUGGAGAUGAUACCUGAAAAGUAUAGGACUAUGAUUGGAGGAAAGCCUUCGUAUCAAGAUGAUGCACACAUUGGAGCUAUCGCCGAAGUGAUUCUAAGUUUCAGUGUUACAUUCUUGGUGUUACUAAUAAUCCUAAGAGGUCCACGAAAACUGCUCGCUAAAACUUUCUUGCUCGCUCUCGCUACCGUAUCAGUGUUUGUCGUAGGAUCUAACUUCACUAGACCAUUCAUGAAUCCUGCCAUUGCAUUUGGAUGGGCAUAUAUAUACAAGUCUCACAAUACAUGGGACCAUUUCUAUGUGCAUUGGGUUAGCUCCUUCACGGGAGCUAUAUUAUCUGCGAUGCUAUUCCGAAUUCUAUUUCCGCCGCCAAGUCUGGUCCAGAAGAAACAGAAGAAAGCCUGAGGAAUAGUAUUUGAGUCAACAUUUGUUUGUAUUCGUCCUCGUACUGUAGAUCGUUUGUACUUUGUAGACUUUUAAUAUAUGUUUCUUUGCUCUCUUCGUGAAUUCGUAUGGACGUCACGUCAUAUAUUUCUCCGGUUUGUACGUAAUCUUUUCACUCUCGUCCGGUUUAGUAUUAUCGGUUUAGCUUUA